Molecule: messenger RNA, 538 nt
Organism: Chanos chanos (milkfish)
Lineage: Eukaryota; Metazoa; Chordata; Actinopteri; Gonorynchiformes; Chanidae
Product: thiosulfate:glutathione sulfurtransferase-like
Exons: 4
Coding region: 54-410 (118 amino acids)
Source: RefSeq, a predicted model, not a curated record
AGUUUGCCAACUCGCCGGCUUGACAGCUUCACCUCGCGCACCACUUCAACAACAUGUCAUCUCCAGAUAAGCAGAUUUCCUACGGUGAUCUGAAAUCUCUCCUGGCCAAGGGCUCAGAGUUCCUGCUAGUGGACGUGCGCUCCAAAGAUGAAGUGGACCGCGGGCACAUCCCGGGAUCUGUCCACAUUCCCUUGGACAGUGUCGAGAGUGAGCUGUCUUUGGACCCAGCUGCGUUUCAAGCUAAGUUUGGCGUGCCCAAACCCCCCCUAGAAUCCCCUGAUGUUAUCUUCCAUUGCCAAAUGGGCAGAAGAGGGGCAGCUGCUACAGAAAAGGCCAGAAACAUGGGCUUCCAAAAAGCACGGAACUAUGCUGGAGGCUACAAGGAAUGGUCAGAGAAGGAGGGGAAAUAAGUAUCCCACCUCCAGUUCAGUUGAAACCACAGUUUAAGCUAUUUUUUAAAUCAUUUUUAUAAUCCACGAUGUCACUAUACCAUCAAACACUGUUGUGCGAUUUUUGUUCUUUAUUAUUCAACAUUUUG